AUGAAGUCUGUGACCAAAGUACUCCAAUAUUUGGUCAAAUUAGGAGCCCAAGAGCUCACCCCUCAUAUAGCGCGCAAACCUACCUCCAGGAUUAGAAGUCUUUCACCAGAUAGUCACAAGCGCAAGGAUCUUAUCAAUCUUCUGCUAUGCAACGUAUGUUCGCCCACUUUCUCGCAGCAUCCGAUUAUACCCACCUUUGCAGAUCUUGGGCGACCAAUUCAUAAUACUAUGGGCAGAUACACAAUCUGUCUAACGACUGAAGAACAUCGUAUGAAUACUUAUGCGAAAUUCUUUGACGACCUCUUUUUUGCAAAUAAGGUAAGGGAUUUCUGUAGCCUUCGGCGAAAAGACACGGGGGUAGAAAGUGGUACAUUCGGCGAAUUUUUGCAGUGGAAAGAGAAGCCACAGGUUAUAAUUUAUACCGACCUUGGUAAGAAGACGAGUUUGACAAACGAGAGAGAUAAGAAAAUCUUUUUAGAAAGACUUCUGGUUGGGAUGUGCUGGGCGUUUUUGUAUAUUUAUGAGUGCAAGGAGCCAUGUUGUGCGGAGUCACAAGAAGGGGGCGCCGAGCUAGAAAAACUGUUUGACGAACUGUCGAGGGCAUUAGAUAAGGAUUUGGGUAUUAAGUUGGAGUUAGAAUGGAAGAAAGAGGGGUUUGUGAGGAUAGGAACGUCCCCCUUUUCUCCCGCUCGCUAUGGUGCGACAAGGUUCUAUUAA
Botrytis fragariae is the source of this 717-nucleotide messenger RNA. RefSeq lists its product as uncharacterized. The transcript has a single exon. NCBI's taxonomy places the organism in Eukaryota, Fungi, Ascomycota, Leotiomycetes, Helotiales, Sclerotiniaceae. The record is from RefSeq and is a predicted model, not a curated record. Bases 1 to 717 code for a protein of 238 amino acids.